AUGAUAAAAUGAAGUAUUAUGAUAUUUGAGUUGAAGAAUUUGGGUAAUUUGAAGUAGUUAGGUCUGUUUGAAAAAGUUCGAUAUUUGGCGGUGUAGAUUGUACCCGGUUAGUACGCGUCCGUAGCGCUGCAAACGCGUAGUCCGUACCGGAGACGUCUACCCUAUCGGACCGUCGUCGACCUCGAGGAUCGCAGAGUUCCCGGUGUACGGCAGGGCGAGAGAGAAAGGGGCGAAAGAGCGAGGAGAGGCGGACCCGAAAUGGGACAGGUCUUCGGCCGAGGGAGCCAGCGAGAGUGAAAUGCCAUGAAGGAGAUGGUCGGCGGGUGUUGUGUUUGCUCAGACGACCGCGGAUGGGCCGAGAACCCGCUCGUGUACUGCGACGGACCGGGGUGCACGGUCGCCGUACACCAAGCUUGUUAUGGAAUUGUGACAGUUCCGCUGGGCAAUUGGUACUGCAGAAAAUGUGAAACUGAGGAUAACACCAUUGAAGUUUUCUGCGAGCUUUGCCCAAACAGGGAGGGAGCGUUGAAGCCGACGGACAACGAUGCUUGGGCGCACGUCGUGUGCGCCCUUUACAUACCAGAAGUUCGUUUUGGCAACGUCACAACGAUGGAGCCUAUCAUAUUGGCCCAGAUACCGCAGGAGCGUUACAACAAGACGUGCUACAUAUGCGAAGAGGCGAACCGUGGCAGUAGUAGGUCGACGGUCGGCGCUUGCAUGCAGUGCAACAAGGCCGGUUGCAAACAGCAGUUCCACGUCACUUGCGCUCAGAGAGACGGCCUCUUAUGCGAAGAGGCUGGUAACUAUAUGGACAACGUCAAAUACUGUGGCUACUGCCACCACCACUACACUAAACUGUCUAUGUUGGGUAAACAGAAAAAAGGUGGAAAUGUCAAGUCGGUCCCACCAUACAGGCCGAUUGGGAAUGACUCGCCAGAGACUACACCUCCAAACAAGGAUCCAGAACCGACGAAGACGACUUCAAAGCGUAAAUUGACAGGUACUGGAUCGACAAAGGGCAACAAGACAAAUGCGACAAACCAGGAUGACCAGACAAACCAGGAGGACAACCUGAAGGAGCCCCCCGCCCCACUUCCCCAUAAUGUCACACAGGAGAAAACAUCAAACCUAAAGCGGAAAAAAGGAGGGAGCAGAACGCCACCUACUACGGGUCCUGCACUCAGCCCGGAUGCAUCACCGAGGCCGAUCACGCCGCAGAAUCCAACGGCCGUGUCUCAGUUGUCGUCGAUGAAUCCGGUGGUCGCGUUGACAGGGAUCAGCAUCCCCAGCAUGUCGGGCAGCGUGAGCACAACAACCAUUACGUCAACACUGCCGGGUCAGGUCUCGGCAGCGGCGCUCGUAGCUUCAACGCCAUCUGGCGGCUCUUCGGGUCCUUCAAGCGUCGUCGAAGCGAAACGACCUUCUCAAAGUGUUUUAAAAGAGACGAGACCGAAUUCAAUUGUCGUUAAUGUGCCUUUAGAGGUUGCUCUGCCAAACGCAGCACCGAGUGUACCGCCAGUGCCGACUGCAAGUCCCGUUUUAGUGGCAGAACCGAUUUCUCCUGUCGGUUCCAACUCAACUCUGAUGGAAGUGACGCCGGUGCAGUCACAACCACAUCCACCUGUAAAACGUGUCAGAUCUCAAUCUUCUGAGAAAUCGGAUAAGUCGUUGUCGAGGAGAUCUUCGAAGAGGAGUAGCGGUUCGUCGAGUUCUAAUUCGGCGAUCGUGAUUGGCAACAGCGGGAAGAUGUCGAACCACAUGUCCCUGAAGAAUGAAAGCCACUCGCACCACAGCAGUUCGCACAAUUCGCACAGUAUUCACCAUUCGAGUUCGAACCAUCACUCGUCCUCAAUCUUAACACAUGAAUCUCGAAACGAGAAAAAGAAGAUUACGAGUGGACUGAACAUUUCGACGACAUCGAACCACGUCCCGCCUGUGAGUGCGAUCAAGGAAGAGAAGGACAUAAAGAUCCUCGCGUCAAACGCGCCUCACAUGCUUGGCAACACACUCAACCCGGCGUCGUCAAUGGCGCAGAAGAUGUGCGACACGCUUUCCCAGGAGGUCGUGGCUCAUUCUAUAUUCUCGACAUCCGACCACUGUGGGAACCUACACCUUGUCGGGCCACAGAGAUCUGUUUCGAACGUGAACACGACUCCCUCGUCAGCAGGUUCGAACAAUUCAUUCUGGUCGAACAACUCGAUACCGCAGACUCUGGAGCAGCUGCUCGAACGACAAUGGGAACAGGGAUCUCAGUUCCUUAUGGAGCAGGCUCAACACUUUGACAUUGCUUCUUUGCUCUCAUGCCUUCACCAGCUGCGUGCUGAAAACGCCCAGCUUGAGGAGCAUGUCGCCACCCUCGUCGCACGACGGGAUCAGCUACUUGCCGUCAAUGCCAGGCUUGCCAUUCCAUUUACAACUGGCCUGCUUAUACCGACGACAAACACGAUGACAAACACGACAAACUCACAGGUCAAUUUACCAAAUGCACAACCAGUCGAAAACGGGAUUUCAAUCAGUUCACCGCACACUCAAGAGUUCAGGUCUAUAACGCGUACUCAGGGAAAUGGGCAGAAUUCCAUUACAUACCAGUGUACUGCGCAAAAUAGCGUAUUGGUGAGGACGAAUUCGACAGACGUGACGCGAAGGUCUUCACAAUCGCCAGCGAGUGGCGUGUUCAAUUCGACGUCCGUGACUCAACACCAGUCGCAGUCGCAGAUGAUAAGGCGUAGCGGCGAAUCGGCUUCAUCUGACGGCCAACACCAUUCCCAGUCGUCGCGUCAGCACAACUCGAACAGCUGAUCCGAGCGCCGUCCUACUCCGGCUCAACGAUACAUCAUACAGACAAGACGGGGGCAGAUACGCAAAGCCUGAACCGUCCGUUACCGUUGCAUGUUUCUUUUGUCUCCUUUUCAAAUUUAUUUUUUCCUUAUUCCUAAAAAUUUUUCUUUUCUUGCGUGCGCAUGGAAUCAUAAUGUUCUUACCGAUAGGGUGAGUCUUGCCACUAUUUACCGAGGUACAUCAUAUAUUUUUUUUAAAUCUUGAAAGCGUUUUUUAGUUUAAUUAUCAAUAUUUUAAAUAAACAGUUUAAUGUAUUUUGUUUUUCUUCUAUAUUAUUUGUGAUAACCAUAGAACAGUGUAUACAUGAAUGGGGUGGUAAGUUGUUUUCAAGUUACCAGGAGCAAAAAUCAUACCCUGUAUUUUUUUUUUUCUCCAAAAAUGAACUCUUAUAAGCAAAAAAACAAUAGGUCCAGUCUUUUUUCACCAUUUACUUGCAACGUAAUAUUGCCCUCUGUUCCCUUAUGGAUGUAAAUAUUGAUUUCUUUGUAUAUAGACUGUGUGCUUUGUGUAUAUGGAAAAAA
Molecule: messenger RNA, 3359 nt
Organism: Cimex lectularius (bed bug)
Lineage: Eukaryota; Metazoa; Arthropoda; Insecta; Hemiptera; Cimicidae
Gene: Alh
Product: protein AF-10
Exons: 12
Coding region: 304-2799 (831 amino acids)
Biological process (GO): regulation of transcription by RNA polymerase II
Cellular component (GO): nucleus
Molecular function (GO): histone binding; nucleosome binding
Source: RefSeq, a predicted model, not a curated record